GCGCGCGGCGGCGGCACCGAACGGAGCGCACCGGGCCGGGAUUCGGCGCCGCGACGCAGGCAGCGCACCGGGCAGCCCCGCCCCGCCGCGGGGGUCCUCGCGCUGGGCCCGGCUCGGAGGCGCCGAGGGCCAUUGGCGCGCCGAGGGGCGUGGCCCACAGGGAGGGGGCGUGGCCGACAGCCGUGUUUACAGCGAGCCAUUGGCUGAGCUGGCGGAGGGGGCGGGGCCGCGCGGGAGAGGGGCGGGGCCGACGGAUGGGGCAGCGCGCGGGAUUCCGCCGCGGGCGCCGGCGCUGAACGCGCCGUCCCCGUCCGCCCCUGUGGCGGUUCCCAGGAACCGCCCGGCUCAGCAGCGAGAAAACAACGAAACCCUAAAAACCCCCCCGCCAAAAAUAAUACCCACAGUAACAGAAUCACCACAGCAACCCCAAACAGCGCUAUUUUUAGGCGUGCUUACAUGACACAGCGGUGAGUAACGCGGUGACGCAGCGCUGCCGCCCGCUGUCAUCUCGUCCCGGGCCGCGAUCCUCAGCGCGUGCUGAAGGCGUUACAGUAAUUAAAGAAGCGCUUUAACGAAGGAAGGGGUUCGGGGGGAAAUGCCCGUUUCCUUACCUGGUGCUCGGGACGGAGCUCAGCGCCGCCCGCGUUUUGGUGAGGAAAAACCCAAAGUGACCCCAAAUCAGCGCCUGGACGCCGACCGCCCGCCCUUCUCCCCACGGACCCGCACCCCGAUUCCUCCUCGACGCCAUUUCUCCCCCACACCCCUGCAGUGCCCAUUCUCUCCUUUUGCCCCCUCAGGUAUCCCGCAAAGGAUCGAUCCCACAGAGAUCCCCUCGCAGAACCCCCCCCGCAGAGAAGGAUCGCUCUCAUAGAUCCAACCCCGGAGACCCCCUCAGAAAACCCCCUCCGGGUUCCCUCACAGAAACCCCCUGACGAAAGGACCCCUCCCCAGACCGCCGAUCCCGCCGCACCGCCCCGCCCCGCUCCAAGAUGGCGCCGCCGCCUCACAGCUCUCAGCCCGUUUUUCCCGCCAAAGAGCUCUCCCCCGUCACGUGACGGCGCGGGCGCGAGGCGCUCCGUCCCCACGCGCAUGCGCAGUGCGCUGCCGCGAGGCGCGGCUCUCCUGUGCGCAUGCGCAGCGCGGCGGGCACGCGGCGAGGAGCGGCAGCGCCGCCAUUGCUGUGCUGCUUUUCCCGGCGUGGUUUCUCCCACCCCGCUGCCACCAUGGAGCAGUUUUCUUUUGGUGAUGAGAGUUCCGUCAGCCUGGAGAUUCAACUGCUGGGCUUCACGGAGAGCCCCGGCCCUGAGCUGAGCCUGCAGGGCGCAGCUGCGGCCCCCCCGGAUGGUGCAGCCCCCCCAGAUACGGCCGGCGCUGCCCUGGAGGACGGCCUGAGCGUGCUGUCCCUGUGCCCGGGCAGGGAGUGGGACGGUGAGGUGCAGCAUGGGCUGUGCCUUCCUGGGGUGCCCAACACGGACACUGCAGCCGCACAGAGCCAGCCGUCCCCUCCCAGCUCUCCGCUGCCCUGCGGCUGUUGUGGGACGCUGUUGUGCAGCACCAACCACAGCCCAACUGACAGCCAGCAGCACCAACACCCGAGCAGGACAAGGAAAGGCUCGGUGUGCCCGGAGCGACGCUGUGAGCGCUGUGAGCUGCAGCCCCCGCGGUGCCCGCAGAGCGUGGGCUGUCCGCCCUGCAGCCUCGUGGAGGACAGCAGCGUGCCGGAGGGCUGCCCGCAGAUCCCUGCUGCUGCUGCUGCUGGAGAUGAGCUGAGGGGCAGCGUGGCUCCCAGCCCCGCUCUCCUGGAGCCCCCAGGGAUGGGUGCUGACCCCGGCGCCGCCGUGCCGCGUUUCGCGGUGCUCAGCUCCCACCCGUGGGUCAGCACCGCGCCGCUCUGCGCCCAAAGGAGCAGCUCUUGUUUCACACUCAAACCCAGCCCUGCUGGGAGGGAAGCUCCCCUCUCCUGCUCCUUCCUCCCUGAGUACACGGACGCUUCGCCUUUCCCUCUCAUGAGCUCCGGUGUGGAGGAGGUGGCGUUGGGCCGCCCCGAGGAUGGCGCACAGCCGUGGCAGAGCAUGGCGGAGCAGCAGGCAGUGCUGAGUGGUGGCGGGCAGCUGAGAGCCGCCUGCCCGGAGCCGGGGACGCAGAACCUCCUGCAGGUGUUGGCCGCCUCCCAGCACGCCCUGUCCCACGUGCUGACUCCCAAAGGGCCGAAGGAUUCCUCUCCCUGCGCUCGAGAGCACGAGGGCAGCGCAGCGAUGGACCGGCUGCAAAACAAGGCCGCCUCCAGCAAGGGGGAGAGGAGCAGAGGCUGCGGUGUGGCUGCAGGCAGGUCGUGGCGUGUGCCCGCUGCGCGCAGGGAGAAGCUGUCGGCAGGGCUGGCGGGCACAGCAUCCCCCAGCCAGGUGGCCAUGGCCUCCUUUGCACCACGGCAGCAGAGCGGGCUGACCGUCCUCCAGCGCAUCCAGGGGGGAAACAUCUGCAGCUUCCCAGGCACGGCGCAGGAGGACGGCGCGUCGGCCGCGAGUGCUACGAGCAGCGCUGCUCCCACCAACAGCAGCGACUGCGACGGCGUUUUUCUAUGCAAGAACUGCCACCAGGUGUUCUACACCCAGAAGGGCCUGGGCAGCCACAUGUGCUUCCGUGACGAGCAGUGGCUGCUGCCCCAGAGGAGAGAGGAGCCGCAGGUGAAGGGAAAGCAGAGGGGUCGGGGCGCUCAGAAAGCAAAGGGCUGUGCUGCAGAGGACGGAUCCGCUGCGAGGCCGGAGCUGCAGGAGGAGCCCUGCGAGGCCGGGGCUGCGCUGCUCAUCCCCGUCUCAGUGCCAGUGCUGCCUGGGGGUGAGGUGACCCCCAAGGAGAGCCAGGAUGGGAAGAGCCCUCAGCUCAGCUCGCACCCGAAGAAGAGGAAGCGGCAGAUUCUCCCCAAACCCCUCUUCAUCCCCCCCCCGCCGCCCCCCGAGGCGCAGCCGGGCCCUGGGGGCUGCUACCGCAGCAACCUGCGCUCCCCGGUGCUGCUGAUGGACCGCCUGCUGCGGGACCUGCUGCAGUGCUCGCCCUACACCCCCCCGCCCAUGCUCAGCCCCGUCCGCGAGGGCUCGGGGCUCUACUUCAACGCCGUCUGCUCAUCCACUGCUGCAGAGCCUUGUCGGCUCUUGGGCAGCGUGCUGGACAGAAUGGACCAAGACUUCGGGCUGUGCCUCAUGAAGGACGGCACCAAAAUCAGCAUUGAGCCCCACAUUAACAUUGGGAGCCGCUUUCAGGCUGAGAUCCCGACCCUCCAGGACAGACCAGGCUUAGGAAGCGCAGAGCAGGCGGCCUUAGUGUGGAAGCCAUGGGGAGACAUCGCAACCAACGAGGAGACGCAGGACAGAGGUUGCUUCACCCUUUACCUCCAGGAAUUCGGAGGUCCUCUGGUUAAAAAUGCUUUCGCUGCAGCUUUCUGCACGCCCCGAGGCUCUGCCUUGCUCUUCCGUGCUCUGUUCCAUGGGGCAGAAGUGGGGCUGGGGGCCGGAGCUGUGGGAUGUGAGUGGCUGUGCGCCCCCAGGUGGGCUGCAGGAGGGGGUCAGCUUGGUGGGAGCCCACAGCAGUGCCCCUCACCUCUCUUUUUUGGUACCCCUUGGGUUCUACGGUGGGAGCCGAUGCGCUUUGAUUUCCAUUGCCUUGCAGUGAUGGAGCUGCUGAACAUGGCGUGUUCCAGCGUCAUGCCGGGCGGGGGAACCAACCUGGAGCUGGCGCUGCACUGCCUGCACGAAGCACGGGGCAACGUGGUGGACGCUCUGGAGCUGCUGCUGUUCGGAUGGCCGCACAAAUCCCAGUCCCAUCCUCUCGCUAAUUACCGCUACACAGGCUCGGACGUGUGGACGCCCGUGGAGAGGCAGCUCUUCAGAAACGCCUUUCAUGCCCACAAGAAGGAUUUCUACCUGAUCCAGAAGAAGGUCCAGACGAAGAACGUGUCCCAGUGCGUCGAGUACUACUACAUCUGGAAAAAGAUCAUCAAGUUCGACCACAGCCGAGCUCAGAACGCGGACAAAAAGGCCAAGAGGGACGGCAGUGAGGCAGAGGAGGCCGAGGAAAAGCCCCUUUGCCCCCCGAAGAAGAGGCACUGCCUUCUGCCCAAGGAGAGCAGCAAGAAGAGCUGCAGGAAGGCACCCCACGGUGCGGGCAGCCCCUCCUGCAGUGUGGGCCGAGCUCCCGGCGGCGUGGAGCAUCACAACGUGUUCCCCUGCACCGAGUGUGAGAGGGUGUUUGACAAGAUCAAAGGUCGCAACGCUCACAUGAAGCGCCAUCGGCCGCAGCACCGCGCGGUGCCUCUCCUGCAGGCCCAGUGGGCCCUGGGACCCCUCAAAAGAGAGGAGGCCGCAGCGGGGGGGGCCCUGAGCAGCAGCUGGGGGGCAGAGCCCCCCGAGUAACCCCAGGUGGGUCCUCUCCUUCUGGGCACCACAAUCCCCGGGCGCUCUGAGCUCCCGGCACGGAGUCGUGGGGAUGUUUGGCACCCACGGGGAAAGCUUUAAGGGGAAAGCUUUAAGGGGAAAGCUUUAAGGGGAAAGCUUUAAGAAGCGUUGGGAGCGUUUUGGGGCUUCGUUGGCGUUGAUCACCGCCUGUGGGCCGUGAUGGAGCUGGAGGGGGGUGGGGGGGUUGGGUGGGGUUGGGUUGGGGUCUGACUGCAGAGCAUGGCGGGCGGAGGAAGUGCUGCUGCUGUUGGCUCCGUUGCGUUCAGCCCUCUGCUCCAUUCUGCAUGGGAUCGUUGGCUCCCAGCGGCGCCGUUUGGUGGCUGUGGGGCGCAGCGGGCGAUCAGUGGGGCCGUUGUUGUUCACAGCCCGUUCUGCCCCGGAGCGCCGUCCGUGUGCAGUAUUUCACACCAAAAGUGCUCCCUUUCUCCCCCAUUUCCUACCAAACUCAUUGCGUUGGGUUCUGGGCCAGCAGAAGUUGCGGGCUGCUCUGGCUGGUUGUGUAAAAGCAAUUAAAAGCAAUUAAUUAAAGCGACGGUGGCGGCGG
Molecule: messenger RNA, 4992 nt
Organism: Gallus gallus (chicken)
Lineage: Eukaryota; Metazoa; Chordata; Aves; Galliformes; Phasianidae
Gene: ZNF541
Product: zinc finger protein 541
Exons: 15
Coding region: 1131-4406 (1091 amino acids)
Biological process (GO): negative regulation of DNA-templated transcription; regulation of transcription by RNA polymerase II
Cellular component (GO): transcription regulator complex; histone deacetylase complex
Molecular function (GO): transcription corepressor activity
Source: RefSeq, a predicted model, not a curated record